UUUGGGUUUAGAAUUGAAUUAGAGCAGUAAGAAACGCAACAUUUUCUGCUUAUUGCCUAGGGUUUUAAAGGGUUUCUCUCUCUACUACUGCCACCACUACCACUAGAGCACUAGUAUAAUCUGAACAAGACAAGCCAUGGAUAGAUACACCCGAGUCGAAAAGCCAAAGCCCGAGUCUCCCAUAAACGAGAAUGAGAUCCGUAUCACUUCCGGUGGCCCCCUCCGUAACUAUAUCAGCUAUGGCACUUCUCUUCUCCAGGAGAAACAUGUUAAGGAGAUUGUCUUGAAAGCCAUGGGACAGGCAAUCAGCAAGACAGUAUCAGUUGCAGAAGGUAUAAAGCGGAGAAAUCCUCGUUUGCACCAAGAUACUGCCAUCAGCUCAGUGAGCAUAACUGAUGUUUGGGAACCAUUAGAAGAGGGCCUUGUACCUGUGGAACAGACGCGCCAGGUCUCAAUGAUUACUAUCACCUUAUCUUUUAGAGAGCUAAACAAAAUGUCUCCUGGGUACCAAGCUCCACACUCCAUAAAACAGCCAAAGCAGCAAGAUCAGCAGCAGCAGCAGCAACCUAGACAAGCACGUGGUUCCUACAAUGCUGUUCCUGAAGAUUCAUAUGGCCGAGGUGAUUUGUAUGGCCGAGGACGUGGUAGAGGGAGAGGUCGGAACUGGGGCCGGGGUGGAUAUGGAUAUGGAAACUAUCAGGGUAACUACCAAGGAAGCUAUCGGGGAAAUUAUCACGGGAACUAUCAGGGAAACUAUCAAGAUAAUGGUGGUUACUCAAAUCAGGGCCGUGGUGGUGGGGGUCGGGGCAGGAACUGGGGUUAUCGUGGAACUGGAUACGAAAGAGGCAGAGGUGGAGGGGGCAGAGGCUAUGGCCAAGGUCGUGGAAGGAUGGCCAAUCGCUCAAGGGGCGGGGGCGGUGGCGGUGGCGGUGGUGGUGGCGGUGGAGGUGCUAGUGGCAACGGCAACCAAGCUUAAAAAGAGAAUGGUGUUCUCUCCUUUUGCUUCAGCGAAAUGCUUGCCUAGGCCAGUGGGCUAAAUUUUAAUCCCAAUACUUGUGUUAGUGGCGUGAGAUGUGGCUUGUGAUCUCAAGCAGUUGUUUUGAAUUUUCUCUAUCAUAUGAUUUGGGCGAGGUUAUCCGUUUGGUUUUUGCAUUUAGCCAUGAGCAAGAGGAGUUUUAUUAUAAUGCUGUAAUUAUUUUGCCCUUGUGGUUACCCUGUUCAUAUUAUCUUAUUAUAUUUCUUUAUUCCUUCCAA
Molecule: messenger RNA, 1254 nt
Organism: Populus euphratica (Euphrates poplar)
Lineage: Eukaryota; Viridiplantae; Streptophyta; Magnoliopsida; Malpighiales; Salicaceae
Product: Alba DNA/RNA-binding protein
Exons: 8
Coding region: 137-976 (279 amino acids)
Molecular function (GO): RNA binding
Source: RefSeq, a predicted model, not a curated record